GACCGCAAGGCGCGAAAUGAGUAUCCAAACUCUGUUACCGUCUUUUCAGGGAUUUUAAUAACCAAAAAUUUAGCAUCUAACCACCUUAAGAACAAAACUCCAUGAUCCAUUCCCAGUUUCAGCUUAGAAUUCAGUAGUAAACCAGUCGUAAGCGACAGCAAUGGAUAAUCAGGAUAUAGAUGCACUGCAGCGACUAGUUCCAAAGCUUGUGAACGACCCGACCCUCCUGUCUGAUCCUCUUAUCGACUUUUUCUGUGAUUACAUCGAAAGUCUUGGAGGGAAGAUUCCAGAAUCUGCGUGGGAAACUGAAGCGGGAACACAAAACUCUUGGGCGGUUGAUACUUGUAACUAUAUCGAUGAGGCAAAGGAUAAGACUGAAUCAUCCAACGUAGAAGAAGAAGAAGAAGAAGAAGAAGAAGAAGAAGAAGAAGAAGAAGAAGAAGAAGAACAGCCAGAGAUUGUAGAGUCUGACAUUGAACUUGAUGAGAGCUAUGUCGUGGAGCCUGACAACGAUCGUCCACAGAAGAUGGGAGAUUCCUCCAUUGAGGUUACUGAAGAAAACAGGAAUGCUUCUCAAGAGGCUGAGAUUCAGGCUAUGAAAGCAAUAUAUGAAGAUAAGCUUGAAGAAGCGGUUGAGCAUCUCACUAUGGCAAUUCUGCUUAACCCUAAAUCAGCCAUCGUGUAUGAAACUAGAGCUAGUGUAUAUAUCAAGAUGAAGAAACCAAAUGCUGCUACUCGAGAUGCAAUUGCAGCUCUGAAGAUCAAUCCAAAUUCUGCUAAAGGGUACAAAUCUCGUGGCAUAGCACAAGCAAUGCUUGGCCAAUGGGAAGAGGCUGUGAAGGAUCUUCACAAGGCGUCAAAGCUGGACUACGACGAGGAAAUCAUUGUGGCACUUGAAAAGGUUUGGUCCAAUGCACAUAAAGUUGAGGAACACCGGCGAAAAUAUGAAAGGCUUCGCAGAGAGGAAAGGUACAAAAAAUUUGAGCGUAAUCAAGUGCGCCGCCGGUUCCAGGCUCGGGCUGCAUAUCUGAAGGAUAAGAAUCAAGAACAGUCUUCGCCAAGUGGAAGUCAGGGUGGCAUGCUAGGGGGAUUUACUGAGUACAACAAAAAUGACGCUGAAUUGAUGGCAACAUUCAAUGAUCCAGAAGUGAUUGGUGCUCUUCUAGACGUAAUGGUGAACCCUGCUAGUCUAGCAAAGCAUCAAGCAAGUCCCAAAGUGGCUGCGGUUAUUUCAACUAUUUUGACGAAAUUUUUAGGACUAAGGUGAAGCUAUUAGUGUGAAUGAGAGUAAUACUUUGAGUCAGAAAUGUGAUUUACCUUUGUCAUUCUUAUACCAUGUUUAGUUCAACCAUUUUGUACAGCAGGAUUUUAUGACGUUCACAAUUGACAAACUAGAGAAAUUCAGUUUGAUA
Olea europaea var. sylvestris is the source of this 1412-nucleotide messenger RNA. RefSeq names its product FAM10 family protein At4g22670-like. The record is from RefSeq and is a predicted model, not a curated record. The transcript is spliced from 11 exons. Gene Ontology annotation, molecular function: protein dimerization activity; Hsp70 protein binding. NCBI's taxonomy places the organism in Eukaryota, Viridiplantae, Streptophyta, Magnoliopsida, Lamiales, Oleaceae. The coding region runs from base 161 to 1267 and encodes 368 amino acids.